UGCUGCGAGCGGUCUACUCAACGCCGGUUCGUUCGGGGUCGCCUGAGUCCGGGUUCGCUAGUCUGUUCCGAACCGUUGCCAUGUUAGGUUUCGUCCGACGCCAUCAGCUUGUUGGUGGCGGUGGCGGCGGCGCUGAUCCUCGUCUGCCUCUUCGCCCAAAGCACCCGAGACCAGGAUGUGAGAGAUCUCAAGAACAUGUUGGAGGAUAUCAACAAAAGGCUCGAGAACAUGAAGUUAGAGGCAAGGGCGAACGCAGGACUUCCUUCGGGCGAGGGGGAGGACGAAGGAAGGGAGAAAGGAGAGAAAGAAGGAAUGGUUUCCGGAGACGAGGACGUCGUCAACGGGAGACUCCUGACCUCCAAGGGCGUCCCUGUGAAGGUCGUGAUCAUGCUGGGGUCGACGGCGAGGAGCGGCACCAGCCUCCUCGGGGAGCUCCUUUCGCAGCAGAAGGAUUCCCUGUACCUCUUCGAGCCUGAACUCUUCGUGAGGCAACACUCAGGCCAGAAGGUGACGCAGGAGCUCGGCAUGCAGCACAUGAAAGACAUGAUCUACUGCCGAUUUGACGAAACCUUCAUCACUUUCCUUCACCGCCGGUCUUCCCCCUUCAACAUCUUCCGCCACCCCGUCACCAAGACGAACUGCCGUAACUGGGAUUCUUGUCUCACCAUUCCCAGGCUGACGGCGGCGUGCAGGGCGGAGCCGACGAGGAUCAUGAAGGUGAUCCGUCUGCGCAUGGCUUGGAUGAGGGAACUGCUGGACGACCCCGAGUAUGACGUGAGGGUCGUCCACCUGGUGCGCGACCCCCGGGGAUCCCUCUACUCCAUGGCCAAACUCCACCUGCACAAGCUCAUGCCGGAGUACCACUGUCCUCUCAUUUACGACGACCUCGUGACCGCGCCGAAGCUCAUGGCCGAGUACCCGGGGCCGCGUCAUUUCCGUCACCUACGAGCAGUUUUGCCUCGACCCCGUUGACACAGCAACACGGGUGUGGCGAAUACUCUCUGGAGACGAAAGGGCGUCGCUCCCCGUCAUGUGGUCGGAGUACAUAGCAAAGCACGUUCAUCGGACCUCCACCAGACGCAUCGCCGCCUACGGUACCUUUCGGAACAGCGCGGAGCAAUACCAGUCCUGGCGCGACAACAUUACGGAAGACGCGUUAACGAAGAUCGAGGAGCACUGUCAGCCCUCGUUGGAGCUUCUCGGAUAUAACGUCUUCGGUGAUCUCAAGACGGCGAGGAACCUGUCCGUGUCUCUCUUCGCAGAGUGAACCAGUCGAAGCUUCGAACUCGGGUUCGCUAGGGUCGGAAAGCCUUCCAAUUGUUCUUCGGGUAAAUGUUUCGCAUAAUUUCGCGUCACAGGUUACGGCGAUAAUGGUACCUUCCUGUCACCCUCUACUCUUCACAUAUAUAUGGAUAAGUGUGCGAACUGCCCGCCUCCCUUAUUAUAAUCCACAAUCUCCAUUCCCAUAAUAGGAGAGGGCCUCAAGGAUAUCCGGGAAACUGCGGGUAAAAUGUUAAGAAAAACGAGUUGUACGCAAUGUAUAUGCGAGAAAAGUCAAGAAACUGCAAGAAACCACGACCCUGCGAUCCACCUUAAAGGGAGCUGCCGACCCCAACCUACCCUGGGAGACAAACAACUUCCCUAGUAGGAUGGAGUGCAGGGCCCAUCUCAAGAUGGGGUACAGUAAAGGCCCUUUUUGUAGCAUCCGGAAACCCCUAACACUUUGAUGCAUUGUUUGAAAUAUCACGGUCGCUACAAAACACAAUAUCAUCGAAGUUUUUACUAACAAUUCAAAGUUUUGAGAAAGGGUUUUUUAUUAUUAUUUAACAUAAAAAGUUGAUAGGAAAUCAUUUAAGUACUCAAGUACGUGUUUUUUUAUUACAAGCAAAACAUUGUGGAAACUUCAAAUAAAAUGGAAAAAGUACCUGCCUAUUCUGCAGCUUAUAGUGUUUAUACACACCACUUCAUUUC
Molecule: messenger RNA, 1971 nt
Organism: Penaeus monodon (black tiger shrimp)
Lineage: Eukaryota; Metazoa; Arthropoda; Malacostraca; Decapoda; Penaeidae
Product: carbohydrate sulfotransferase 3-like
Exons: 7
Coding region: 196-972 (258 amino acids)
Biological process (GO): N-acetylglucosamine metabolic process; sulfur compound metabolic process
Molecular function (GO): N-acetylglucosamine 6-O-sulfotransferase activity
Source: RefSeq, a predicted model, not a curated record